UAUCACUUCAAUCUUCUUGCUCAAUUGCUGCCCCUCUUCCCUCCCUCCCUCCCACCCUUGGUUUCCGUUGGAGGCCUCUCGACUCUGUCAUUUACUCUCGCUCCCUUUUUCUUUCAGUCGCCUCUUUCACUAUGUUCCGGAGUCUCUUGCCGCGGACGUCGCCGCGGACUACUCUCCGCCGGGCCGUCCCCAAGGCUGUUCCCUCCAACCUCGUCGUUACUCCCUCGCUGGCCUCUUUCGGCCUCUCAAAACGUGGCUUUGCCUCGGAAACGAGUGAGCACGAUGUCGUGAUCAUCGGUGGUGGUGUCGCUGGAUACGUUGCUGCUAUCAAGGCUGGUCAGGAAGGUCUCAAGGCCGUCUGUAUCGAGAAGCGUGGUCGUCUCGGAGGUACCUGCCUCAACGUCGGCUGUAUCCCGUCCAAAUCGCUCCUGAACAACUCCCAUCUGUACCACCAGGUCCUCCAUGACACGAAAAAGCGCGGUAUCGAGGUUGGCGACGUCAAGCUCAACCUUGAGCAGAUGAUGAAGGCCAAGGACACUUCCGUCGAUGGUCUCACCAAGGGCAUUGAGUUCUUGUUAAAAAAGAACGGCGUGGACUACGUCAAGGGUACCGGUGCCCUGGUCGACCCCAACACCGUCAAGGUCAACCUGCUGGACGGCGGCGAGCAGACCCUCCGCGGCAAGAACAUUUUCAUUGCCACCGGCUCUGAGUCGACCCCGUUCCCCGGCCUGACCAUCGACGAGAAGCGCAUCAUCACGAGCACUGGCGCUCUGGAGUUGAAGGAGGUCCCUAAGAAGAUGGUUGUCAUCGGUGGUGGCAUCAUCGGUCUGGAGAUGGCCUCCGUCUGGUCGCGUCUCGGCGCCGAGGUCACCGUCGUAGAAUUCCUCGGCCAGAUCGGCGGCCCCGGUAUGGAUGCGGAGAUCGCCAAGCAGAUCCAGAAGAUCCUCGCCAAGCAGGGCAUCAAGUUCAAGACCGGCACCAAGGUCACCAAGGGUGACGACAGCGGUGCUACCGUCUCCCUCAGCGUCGAGGCCGCCAAGGGUGGCAAGGAGGAUACCCUGGACGCCGAUGUCGUCCUGGUGGCGAUCGGCCGCCGCCCCUACACCGAGGGCCUGGGCCUGGAGAACGUUGGCAUCGAGAAGGACGACAAGGGCCGUCUGGUGAUCGACCAGGAGUACCGCACCAAGCUCCCCCACAUCCGUGUCAUCGGUGACUGCACCUUCGGUCCCAUGCUGGCCCACAAGGCCGAGGAGGAGGCCGUCGCCGCCGUCGAGUACAUCACCAAGGGCCACGGCCACGUCAACUACGCCGCCAUCCCCAGCGUCAUGUACACGCACCCCGAGGUCGCCUGGGUCGGCCAGAACGAGGCCGAGGUCAAGGCCGCCGGCAUCAAGUACCGCGUCGGCAACUUCCCCUUCGCCGCCAACUCGCGCGCCAAGACCAACCUCGACACCGAGGGUCAGGUCAAGUUCAUCGCCGAUGCCGAGACCGACCGCAUCCUGGGUGUGCACAUCGUCGGCCCCAACGCCGGUGAGAUGAUCGCCGAGGCCACCCUGGCCGUCGAGUACGGUGCCUCGUGCGAGGACAUCGCCCGCACGUGCCACGCCCACCCGACCCUCGCCGAAGCCUUCAAGGAGGCCGCCAUGGCCACCUACUCCAAGGCCAUCCACUUCUAGAUCAAAACGUCCCCUACCGUCUUCCCUUACAUUCCCGCCAUGACCCCCUUUUGUUGACUACCAUCACCCUGUAUCUUCCUUGAGUCUAGCUCCGCUAGCACCUGUAGCAUGUGACCGAUUAUAUCUUCCUAACUGUUGUUGGUUGUAUUGAGAAUUAUGAUA
Molecule: messenger RNA, 1838 nt
Organism: Aspergillus campestris IBT 28561
Lineage: Eukaryota; Fungi; Ascomycota; Eurotiomycetes; Eurotiales; Aspergillaceae
Product: dihydrolipoyl dehydrogenase
Exons: 4
Coding region: 132-1676 (514 amino acids)
Cellular component (GO): oxoglutarate dehydrogenase complex; mitochondrion
Molecular function (GO): dihydrolipoyl dehydrogenase (NADH) activity; flavin adenine dinucleotide binding
Source: RefSeq, a predicted model, not a curated record